GCACUUUUUAGUCUUUUCGCACUUGCUCUGCCCGCUCAAAUAGUUGCAAGAUGUCGAUGACAGAAAUACUCGGCGCUGAGAACAUCAAGAAGGCAGUGGAGGCCUUUGCCGCUGUUGGCUCUUUCAACCACAAAAAGUUCAUCCAAAUGAUCGGCCUGAAGAACCGGAACCUGGAAGAACUGAGAAAGGUGUUUCACAUCCUGGAUAAAGACAAAAGUGGUUUCAUCGAGGAGGAGGAGCUGAGAUUAUUCCUACAGGGCUUCUCCCAAGAUGCCAGAGAACUAUCUGCUCAAGAAGUCAAGAAGCUGCUGGGCGCUGGAGACAAGGAUGGGGACGGCAAAAUUGGGGCCGAAGAAUUCUCCAUGCUGGUGGCCGAAAGCUAAGAGGCACUGACUGCCCCAGGCCUUUCACCUCUCUGACCCCAACACCCCCUCUCAGCCACCCUUGCUGCCCUCCUGCAGUUCUGUUCAGUUUAUUUAUGUUAUUUUUUUACUCCCUCCCGACCCCUGUGGCCCUGAAAUGACACCAUUCUGCUGGAAA
Molecule: messenger RNA, 540 nt
Organism: Choloepus didactylus (southern two-toed sloth)
Lineage: Eukaryota; Metazoa; Chordata; Mammalia; Pilosa; Megalonychidae
Gene: PVALB
Product: parvalbumin
Exons: 4
Coding region: 51-383 (110 amino acids)
Cellular component (GO): nucleus; cytoplasm
Molecular function (GO): calcium ion binding
Source: RefSeq, a predicted model, not a curated record